CUUACUGACACACAAGAACCAGCGAGAAAUUAUAAAACAUUGCCCUGCUAUUUAAAAACGAAUGCUCGUAAAAAGACGUCUAUAGUCUAGCCUAUUAUGUCGAGCCUUUUGAAUGAAUUUCUUAUCAAAGACGUUCGACCCGGUUUUAAAAACAUAAAUGUUGUGUUCAUAGUUUUGGAAAUCAACAGGGUCAGCAAAACCAAAGACGGCCAUGAGAUUCGUUCCUGUAAAGUUGCUGACAGAAGCGGCAGCAUCUCCAUCUCCGUGUGGGACGAGGCAGGAGGCUUCAUUCAACCUGGGGACAUCCUCCGUCUCUCCAAGGGGUACGCCUCCCUGUGGAAGGGUUGUCUCACACUAUACACAGGCAGAAGUGGAGAACUCCAGAAGAUCGGAGACUUUUGCAUGGUGUUCUCAGAGGUGCCAAAUUUCAGCGACCCAAACCUUGAUGUGCUGACACAAAUGAACCAGAUAAACAAACCCGUCAAACCAGACCAGCAGAACAUCCCUCAAAAUGGCCAGACAACAGGAGGUCCUGGAAAUCCUUUUCCUCAAACUAUUGGAUCCCCAGCAUCCUACUCCUCCAGUGUCUCGUCCCAUCAUCCGAGAGAUGCUCGAGAUCUGCCCUGUGGUACAGAGAGGGGGCAGGAUCGGCCUCACCGCGUGCUCCUAAACAGGAACCCUCUGUGCAACGUGAGGGAAGGUGCGGGUAGAGCCUUUGGCAUGAGGGGCCAUAUCCGGGACCCACGCCAGACCCCCACAUGGAAGAAAUAGGGUAAAGAGUUCCUAUUUGUAGUCACAAUGCUAGAUGGAUGUAGACCUGGUAUUAAAUAUGCUCCCUUCACGGUGGCUCAUUUGAUUUGAAAGUACAACCUGACAAUGACUUUGUUUCAUUUUUCUGGAGAACACUCACAGAUGUCAAAUUAAGUAUUGUAGUGAUAUG
Molecule: messenger RNA, 940 nt
Organism: Clupea harengus (Atlantic herring)
Lineage: Eukaryota; Metazoa; Chordata; Actinopteri; Clupeiformes; Clupeidae
Product: SOSS complex subunit B2-like
Biological process (GO): mitotic G2/M transition checkpoint; response to ionizing radiation; double-strand break repair via homologous recombination
Cellular component (GO): SOSS complex
Molecular function (GO): DNA binding
Source: RefSeq, a predicted model, not a curated record